AUGAGAUCUCUUCAGGUUUACGUACUUCCGAUCGUGGGAAUGCUCGCCGUUUGCUCCCUGGUGGCCAGUGUCCCAUCGAGUAGUAGCGACAAAAAGGCUUACGCUCCGGAAGCUGCAGACACUGCUCACCGAUCUUUUCCCGUCAAUCAGUUGCCGCCGUUGACGUACAGCAGCAAGAACUACACGGCCUACCUGGAAGUGGCAAACUUUUUCCAAGCCUGGCAGCUGUGCAGAGAUAAGGGCCAGCGUUUGGCCACGGUCGAAAACUACCAAGACCAUAAAGCCGUCCGUGAGGCAAUUUUGCCGGUUGCUGGGUUCGAGGCAGCGUUCUGGAUCGCCGGUACCAAUGUUGGGGCGAAGCCGGCCGAAACCGGCACGUACUACUGGAUCACCAACGACCGUCCGGUCGGCUAUCUGAGUGGAUUCGAGAACUGGCUCACUGGUGAAACAAUUACCGAUCCGGACCAAUGUAUUGCGCUCUACCUUGGCAGUGCCAUGUGGAUUGCUGGAACGUGCGAUUCGGAUGCUUUCUUCGUAUGCGAGGAAUCGCAGGACGUCUGA
This is a messenger RNA of Anopheles coustani, 561 nucleotides long. RefSeq names its product protein A16-like. Gene Ontology annotation, molecular function: extracellular matrix binding; extracellular matrix protein binding. The transcript is spliced from 3 exons. Lineage: Eukaryota; Metazoa; Arthropoda; Insecta; Diptera; Culicidae. Bases 1 to 561 code for a protein of 186 amino acids. The record is from RefSeq and is a predicted model, not a curated record. Gene Ontology annotation, cellular component: external side of plasma membrane; extracellular matrix. Gene Ontology annotation, biological process: cell migration.